Messenger RNA from Phalaenopsis equestris, 1553 nucleotides. RefSeq names its product CBL-interacting serine/threonine-protein kinase 20-like. Bases 103 to 1479 code for a protein of 458 amino acids. The record is from RefSeq and is a predicted model, not a curated record. The transcript is spliced from 2 exons. Gene Ontology annotation, biological process: protein phosphorylation; signal transduction. NCBI's taxonomy places the organism in Eukaryota, Viridiplantae, Streptophyta, Magnoliopsida, Asparagales, Orchidaceae. Gene Ontology annotation, molecular function: protein kinase activity; ATP binding.
UCCUCCCUUCCCCGCCCACAAUGUGAAGCCCACCUCAUUCUUCCUCAUUGCCGUUCAGCAAACCCAACUCCGUGUGUUUCUGCAUAUCCGGCAACUGCAUCAAUGGCAGCCUCAGAGGGGACGGAGAAGAAGAGAAAUUGGAUACUUAUGCGGAGAUAUGAGAUGGGGAGGCUGCUCGGGCAGGGGACAUUUGCGAAGGUGUACUUCGGCCGGAGCUUGGAGAGCGGGCAGAGCGUGGCUGUGAAGGUGAUUGAUAAGGAGAAAGUGUUGAGGGUGGGGAUGAUCGAGCAAAUAAAGAGAGAAAUUUCGGUUAUGAGACUGGUGCGCCACCCUCAUGUCGUGCAGCUAUACGAGGUGAUGGCGAGCAAGACCAAAAUUUAUUUUGUCAUGGAGUAUGCUCGUGGCGGAGAGCUCUUCGACAAGAUCGCCCGCGGUCGGCUCAAGGAAGACGCAGCACGACGCUACUUCCAACAACUAAUCAGCGCCGUCGAUUUCUGCCACAGCCGCGGCGUCUACCACCGUGACCUAAAACCCGAAAACCUUCUCCUCGACGAAAAUGGCGACCUCAAAAUCACCGACUUCGGCCUCAGCGCCCUCGCUCACACGCGCCGCCACGACGGCCUGCUCCACACCACCUGCGGCACCCCUGCUUACGUCGCCCCCGAAGUCGUAAAGAAACACGGCUACGAUGGCGCUAAAGCCGACAUCUGGUCCUGUGGGGUCGUCCUCUUCGUCCUCCUCGCCGGCUUCCUCCCUUUUAACGACUCCAAUCUCAUCGAAAUGUACCGCAAAAUCUCCAAAGCCGAGUUCCGAUGCCCUAAUUGGUUCCCUCCCGAUGUCCGCAAGCUAAUCGCCCGCCUCCUUGACCCUAACCCUAAUACCCGCAUCAAAAUCCCUAAACUCGUCGAAUCCCCCUGGUUUAAGAAGGGGUUUAAGCCAAUCGAAGCUCACGACGACCCGGCGGGCAUCGUCGACGAUGUCGACGCUGCUUUUGCGACGAGGCCGGUGAGUUUAAAUGCGUUUGAUAUCAUAUCGUUGUCGAAGGGUUUUGAUUUGUCAGGGUUGUUUGAGGGGUGUGGGAACCGGCCGACGGCAGCAGAGGCUAGGUUUACGACGCAGAAGCCACCGGAGGCGAUUGUGUCCAGAUUCGAGAAGAUUGCGGAGAUGGAGAGUUUUAUGGUGAGGAAGAAGGACGGGAAGGUGAAAUUGCAGGGGAAGAAGGAAGGGAGAAAAGGGCAGUUGGCCAUAGAUGCGGAAAUAUUUGAAGUAACGCCUUCGUUUCAUUUUGUGGAAGUGAAGAAAUCGGCGGGGGAUACGAUUGAGUACCAGCAGUUCUGUGAUCGGGGUUUGAAGCCAUCGUUGCAGGAUAUUGUUUGGACGUGGCAACAGGGUGGUGGAGGUGUUGAGCAGCAGAAAUACUCCGACGAGCUCUCCGGCACCACUGCGAGCAGCCCGCCGAUCGUUGCUUCAUUGGAAUGAGAGACAGAGGAGACCAGGGCUGUUUAGAUGGACCAUAUUAUUUUGGAAGAUUUAGAUGCGUAUGUAUUUACAUA